Alligator mississippiensis (American alligator) is the source of this 711-nucleotide messenger RNA. It is a transcript of the gene IL22RA2, whose product is annotated as interleukin 22 receptor subunit alpha 2. Gene Ontology annotation, molecular function: protein binding; interleukin-22 receptor activity. Bases 1 to 711 code for a protein of 236 amino acids. The record is from RefSeq and is a predicted model, not a curated record. The transcript has 5 exons. Lineage: Eukaryota; Metazoa; Chordata; Crocodylia; Alligatoridae.
AUGGCACCUGUUAAAAUGGGUACACUGCCCGAAAUCCCGGACGAGCCCCCACAAUCUGCUUUAAUUUUGGAAAAUCAAGAAUUGCAGCAACGAAUUAGACCACAGAGGGUUGAAUUUUACUCCAUAAACUUCAACAAUACUUUGCACUGGCAGCCUGGGAGAGUUGGAAAAGGUGAAGAUAUUACCUACUUUGUACAAUACAAAGUAUAUGGGCAAAGCUCAUGGAAAAACAAAGAAGAAUGCUGGCAGAUUCAUGAAGGUUUGUGUGACCUAACUUAUGAAACAUCUGAUGUAAGAGAACCUUACUACAGCAGAGUAAAAUCUGUUUCAGCUGGAGUCCAUUCCAACUGGACCAUCAGCUGCAGGUUUACUCCCUGGAGGGAAACAAUAAUAGGACCCCCAUCAGUGACUGUGACUCCUAGAAAUAGGUCCAUAACGCUCAAGCUCAAGGCUCCAAGUUCACCUUAUAAAAGGAAAAAAGGAAGCAAGAUAUCUAUGGCAUAUUUUUACCACUUACUAUAUCAAGUGUUUCUAAUUAACAACUUGCCAAAUGAAAAACACAAAAUGCUGGUAUAUGAAGGAACAGACAAAGUUUUUAAAAUAGAAAACUUGAAACCUGGUGUCAGCUACUGCAUAGUAGCUAAAAUCUUUGUAGCAGUACUGGACCGUAGCAGUGCAUAUAGCAGAAAGGAAUGUACAGUGCCACUCUGA